Messenger RNA from Penicilliopsis zonata CBS 506.65, 1911 nucleotides. RefSeq lists its product as hypothetical. NCBI's taxonomy places the organism in Eukaryota, Fungi, Ascomycota, Eurotiomycetes, Eurotiales, Aspergillaceae. Gene Ontology annotation, cellular component: trans-Golgi network. Bases 1 to 1911 code for a protein of 636 amino acids. Gene Ontology annotation, molecular function: serine-type carboxypeptidase activity. The record is from RefSeq and is a predicted model, not a curated record. The transcript has 3 exons. Gene Ontology annotation, biological process: apoptotic process; proteolysis.
AUGGCCAUCGCGGCCAAGAACAAUCUCCCUGUCUUCAUGGGUCUUGUCGUUCUCGCUCCUCCUCUUAUCGAGCCCGACGCCAUCCGCUGCCAAAUCGGCUGCAGAUUACUAUGUGAAGUCUUUACCUGGGGCGCCGGAAGGUCCGCUGUUGAAGAUGCAUGCAGGGGGAAAGACGCCGUGACUGAUGGAAUAAUAUCUCUACACAGACACAUUGAAGUGGACGCGGAACAUAACGGAAACCUUUUCUUCUGGCAUUACCAGAACCGUCACAUCGCAGACCGACAGCGCACCGUCAUCUGGUUGAAUGGGGGCCCGGGGUGUAGCUCUAUGGAUGGGGCGUUGAUGGAGGUUGGGCCGUACCGGCUGAAAGACGACCACACGCUGGAAUACAACGAGGGCUCGUGGGACGAGUUCGCUCAUCUGCUGUUUGUUGAUCAGCCGGUUGGAACCGGCUUCAGCUAUGUCAAUACCGACAGCUAUAUUCAUGAGCUGACAGAGAUGUCGGCCCAUUUCAUCACAUUCCUGGAGAAAUGGUUUGAAUUGUUCCCGCAAUAUGAAGACGACGAUAUCUACAUCGCCGGCGAGUCUUACGCUGGCCAACAUAUUCCGUAUAUUGCCAAGGCGAUUCAAGAGCGGAACCGGGUCAUGACUGGAAGUAACAGGCCCAGUUGGAAGAUCAAAGGCCUUCUCAUCGGCAACGGAUGGAUUUCUCCCGCAGAACAGUAUCCUUCUUACUUGAGCUUUGCCUACAAAGAAGGGCUUGUGAAGGAGCAUAGUAAAGAGGCCAAAGCCAUUGAGGCCACACAGUCGCUUUGCUUGUCACUCAUCAAUGCGCCGGGCGGCAAAGACAAAGUGGAUAUCCCGGAGUGCGAGUCGAUCCUUCGCGAGAUUCUUGAUGCUUCCAAGCAAUCGAACCAGUGCUACAACAUGUAUGAUAUCCGGCUGAAGGACGAUUAUCCUUCUUGCGGCAUGAACUGGCCGACCGACCUUGUGAAUGUAGAGCCAUACCUGCGGCUCCCGGAAGUCACCAAGGCUCUGCACAUCAACCCCGACAAGAAAACUGGAUGGCAAGAAUGCAGCGGCGCGGUGAGCAGCACUUUCACAGCGCGCAACUCGAAACCGGCAGUGCAAUUCCUGCCUUCACUGAUCGAGUCCGGCAUCCCCGUUCUCUUAUUCAGCGGCGACCGCGACCUGAUUUGCAACCACAUCGGGACGGAGCAGAUGAUUCACAACAUGAAAUGGGGUGGUGGUACGGGCUUUGAGACCUCGCCGGGUGUCUGGGCGCCGCGUCACCAGUGGACGUUUGAGGGCGAGCCGGCCGGGUUGUACCAGUUCGCGCGUAAUCUGACAUACGUGCUCUUGUACAACUCGAGCCACAUGGUGCCGUACGACCUGCCGCGUCAGAGCCGCGACAUGCUCGACCGGUUCAUGAACGUCGAUAUCGGCAGUAUCGGCGGCAGCCCCGCGGACUCGCGCAUCGACGGCGAGAAGCUCCCGCUCACCUCGGUAGGCGGGCACCCCAACAGCACCGCCGCGGAGGAACAGGAGAAGCAAAAGAUGAAGGAGGCGGAGUGGAAGGCCUAUGCCAAGUCCGGUGAGGCUGUCCUCGUCGUGGUAAUUGUCGUCGUCUCUGUCUGGGGAUUCCUGAUCUGGCGCAAUCGCCGGCGCGAAAGCCUCCAACGCGGCGCGUACCGCGGCAUCUACGCGGACAACCAAAUGUCGAUGUCCGCCCUGGACCGCUUCGGCAACAAGAACCGCCAUUCCGCGACCAACGGAGAUAUUGAAGCUGGCGAUUUUGACGAGGCGGAGCUCGACCGGUUAGACCCGCCGGGCGAGCGCGAACAUUACUCUGUUGGUGAUGAGAGUGAGGAGGAGUAUGAAGAUAUGCAUCAAAAGCCUGCCACUCGAUAG